Molecule: messenger RNA, 417 nt
Organism: Anisakis simplex (herring worm)
Lineage: Eukaryota; Metazoa; Nematoda; Chromadorea; Rhabditida; Anisakidae
Source: the annotation of a GenBank genome assembly
GGAGGAUCAAAUGACGGUGUGUUCGAGCGCGGAAUCGACAAUGAGCUGUUCAAAACAAAUCCAAUUGUGAAUUUUUAUUCACAGGAUGCGAGACUGUUUCUCGAUGAAGUUAAACAAUGCGUCUUCUCAUACUAUCAUUGGCUUGUGCUGUUGCUACUGUUUUCGAACGGUAUUCGCAUGUCGUCACCAGUAUUCCUCUCGAUUGGUCACAUAAUUUUUGCGUUUCUCAAUUUCUGGCGUGGCACCGAUUUGUAUCUAUCGUCGCUAUAUGUAUUUCGUCGAAAAUGGCGUGUUAUCACACUUUAUCUUCUCGGUACUCUCUUGCUGCAAAUUUCGGCAAAUGUAAGUCUUCAUUCAGAGUCCUGUCCAUCCGAAAUGAUUAUCUUGAAGUGCUAUUCAAUUUUAUCAUUAAUUUGA